This is a messenger RNA of Porites evermanni, 1505 nucleotides long. The record is from the annotation of a GenBank genome assembly. Lineage: Eukaryota; Metazoa; Cnidaria; Anthozoa; Scleractinia; Poritidae.
AUGCCGAGUACCACCCGUGCUAUCAAAGCAUGCUUCGAGAGGAAAAACGAGAAACGCGGACCGUGGAAUAAGCAAGUCGGAGUCCAAAGCUAUUUUAAACAAACAGGUGUUUUUGUUCCGGUAGACCCUGGUAAGUACACUUUUGUGCUUACUUCUCUGUAUUUUAAUUAGCCGGCGGAUGUAAUCAGUGUACCAGACCGUAGUACAAAAACCUUGCUAACAUUGCGAACAAAAGUGACCGGUUAUUUGUUUCAUUCCGUAGCAAAGGUAUAUGCCGUGACUGCAGGCCGAUUAUUGAUGUUAAAGAAAAAACAUUGAAAGAUGCGCAAAAAACUACUCUGAACGUCGCAGACAUUAGCGAGGGCACCGGAAAAAUUAUCUUGGUAAGUUUGAUCAUUUUGAUGACUUGCAUAAUUCUGGCCCUUAAAGCAUUUAUUAAAUUAACUAAUUAGGCGCCUUUUUGUUUAAUUAUGCUUUGUCGCUCUUUAUAAGAGAGAGUCAAGUUUGCUCCACGCAAUUAAUUACUGUCAAUAAAAAUAUGUCAUAGGGAUCCGUUUCGUUAGGACUAAUAUUAUCCACUUUUUCCCCUCCUAAAAAUAGGGAAAGCCUUUGGAAACAAGAUAGUAAUAUUACAGAAACACCGAUGAGAAUGUACUUUAAGACACUAUUUUCGUUUGUAGGACAAGGAUUCCCCACCAGUGCACAGCACUCCCAUUACACCAGGAGGGAGUUUUUACCUUCCCCCGUGCGAAGACACAUUCAGCGACGUCAGUUUCGACGAUGUACAAGUCUCUCAGAAUAGGCCUCUACAUGCUUUGAAUACAUAUUUGGUUUCCAGAGAUGUUAGUCCCGUUAGGUCUCAGCUACAAACUUCGUGGGAAAAGACAAGUGGACGGACAAAGCGCUACUAUACACGGAAAGCUAGUCAAGGUGUGGCAGCUUUAAUACAAGAUAUGACACCACAUGAAACAGGCCCCUUGUUCCGCGCACUGUGUUCUUCAGACGCGCUGCGCCGCCAGCUCUCUGAUGAGGAAGAUUCAGAUGAGGACAACAUGGACGUGACGCUAAUGGAGGCACUUGCCGAAUGUUACCAAGCUGCUAGUCGCUGGGAGACGCGCCGCCAGAUACUUUCCAUCAUGGCAGAUAAGGUGCGUUACAAAACACUCCUCAAGUUUAUCCCUGGUCUGACCAAAUAUCGCUUCACAGAAGCCAAACGCCGCUGUUUGACCUAUGGAAGGAGAGCUCCAGUACAGUCAGUAAGAGCACCUAGGACAGACGUUACCUUCUCACAGAUAGAACAUUUUAUCGCGUUCAUAACAAGCUCGCAAAUUGUACAAGAUCUGCCAUUCGGAGAAAGGUCCAUAACAAUUAGCAACAAAGAGACCAUUAAGAUCCCAAACGUUAUCAGAAUGAUGAUCCCUGAAAGGGUGGUAAAACAGUACCUGGCAACUGCGACGAGUCUGGUUUUAAGCCUCUUAGCCGCAGUACUCUUUUGCGUAUUCUAG